Molecule: messenger RNA, 819 nt
Organism: Acanthamoeba castellanii str. Neff
Lineage: Eukaryota; Discosea; Longamoebia; Acanthamoebidae
Exons: 3
Coding region: 1-819 (272 amino acids)
Source: RefSeq, a predicted model, not a curated record
AUGGAGAUGACGCCGCUCCUGCUGUUGCUGGGGCUGGGACUUUUUGGUGUGGCACGAGGCCAGUGCGUGCCUGUGUCGGGCCUGUCGUUCUGCUCCGGCGUCAACUACUCGGUCAAUGCGUCGUCCUUCGCCAACCCCGGCAGCACACCGCAGGAGCAGGACAAGCUCGUGCAGGCCUGGUACGCCAAGAACGCGCCCGACCAGCUCCAGACCAAGGACUGCCUCGACGCGUGGAAGGCUUACCUGUGCUCCUUCUACUUCCCCAAGGACUUCAUGGCAACGUGCUACGGCGGCAAUCUCUUCGUCAAUGACACCGACAGCUCCUCCCUCUGCACGCCCUACACCCUGCCCUACACACGGCCCGCCGCCGUCAUGGUUGCUGCUGACGCCAUCACGAAGACCACACCACCUGACGACGCCCCCGAGGUCGCGCCGCCGCUCUACCAGUGCCAGCUGGUACCGGAGGCCUACGCCUCGUUCUGCAAGCCCACCUGGCCCGUGGCCAGCGCGCCGACCAACUUCGUCGACGUGUGGACGCGGAUGGACAACGUGACCCAGCUGCGGUGGAGCACGUUCGCCUCUGGUGGGGUCACGGACGCCUGCAAGGACUCGCUGCGCCUCUACUUCUGCGCCGAGUACUUUGCGCCAUGCAACGGCCCGUUCUCGGUGUCCAACCCGCUCACCGAGGUGCUGCUGCCCCUCUGCGCGCGGCUCCAGAACGACUGUCCCGCGGGCAUGGUCCGCAAGGUGUGCAGCUUCAACCCCUACGCUCCGCCUGACCCACGCGAGUGUCUAGCCAGCCCCUCGUUUCCUGUCUGA